Molecule: messenger RNA, 1452 nt
Organism: Coffea arabica (coffee)
Lineage: Eukaryota; Viridiplantae; Streptophyta; Magnoliopsida; Gentianales; Rubiaceae
Source: RefSeq, a predicted model, not a curated record
AUGGCGGCGAAGGCUGCACUUGAUAGUGACCCAUCACAACAACAAUGGUUAGCACUCCAGGAGGCAAGGGCGGUUAUGAGGAACUCUCUAGUCAAGGAGGAAGCAUAUUGGAGGGAAAAAAACACUGAGUUGCAGCGUCUUCCCUCGAUGGAGGAGAUAAAAGAUGUGGUAUUCGCAAUGGAUAGGGAGAGUGCGGCGGGCCCUGAUGGAUUGAUUCACAGCUAUUGGGGUUUUACGCCUUUUAGAGUUCCACGGGGCUGCCCACCUAUUACUCAUCUAACCUAUGCCGAUGAUAUUAUUGUCUUCUCUAGUAGGUUGCGGCAAUCUAUGCGAUUGGUGAUGAAGGCGCUAGACGCUUAUGUUUCAGUGUCAGGACAAAAAGUGAACCAACAAAAGAGCUGUGUCUUGGCUCAUGCCAAUUUUAUCGGGAGCAGGAAAUGGUCUAUUGCGAAGAUGACUGGGUUUCAGUCGAAGGAGUUUCCGGUUAGAUAUCUGGGUUAUCCUUUAUAUGCAGGGCGGAGGAAGAGAUGCUACUUUGCAGGGAUUUGUGACUCGGUCACGAUUCCUCAGACACUAGGCCGCGCUUCCAUUGGAUUAAGUGGGCCCAGUUGUGCAACUCGUAUGACAGGGGGUGCUGGUUUGAGAUCCCUUAAGCAUGUGUUUGAUGCCUUCUCCAUGAGAUUAUGGUGGCACUUCCGAUUGCGACAAUUGUUGUGGGUUGAGUUCAUGCACUGUAAAUAUUGCUCCAACCUUCAUCCUUCCUUUGCUGAUACUUCUCCCGGGGACUCUUGGACUUGGAAGAGACUGGUGGCUAUCCAGGGAGUAGCGGAGCAACACAUCUAUUGGGUUUUGGCUAGGGGCAAUCGGUUAAGCAGGGUAGCGCCUAGCGGAUGGGUGGGGAGGAUGUUGGGAGUCAUGCCUCCCUCGCUGGACCAGGCGGAUACCAUGGUUUGGGCUCCUAGUACCUCCGGUGUCUUCUCAUUAGCAUCAGCCAACCGGAUCGCUCGAGAGAAUGGAAAUAGCUCUUGGCUCUACUCACUGCUCUGGCUUCAAGGGCAGCCGACAAAGAUUUCUUUUUUCAUGUCGAGAUUGGUAGGGUCCUAUUUGCUGGUGAUGGGCAAGUUGCAUAAACUUGGUAUAUUCGGCCCCUCUUGUUGUGGUUAUUGUCUACACCCAUUUCAAGAGUCUUCUGAUCAUAUUUUCUAUACCGGAGAGGCGGCAAAGAGGAUUUGGGGUUAUUUCGAAGGGGUGAUUGGAGGGUUUCAGGAGUCCUCUACGAUACGCCACAAGUUGGUUAGCUGGUGGUUGAAACCUACUCGAAACCCAUACCUCCAGUACCUUUUCCGUUUAUUGCUGUCUUUGAUCUGUUGGAAUUUAUGGCAGAUGCGGAAUUCAUUUGUCUUUGAUGGCCAUCUGCGACCCAUGGCUCAUGUGUGUGCGGCAAUUUUUUAG